Messenger RNA from Linum trigynum, 9365 nucleotides. The record is from the annotation of a GenBank genome assembly. NCBI's taxonomy places the organism in Eukaryota, Viridiplantae, Streptophyta, Magnoliopsida, Malpighiales, Linaceae.
GACCGGAUAUUGUUUAAUAAUUGUUAUUUAACAAAAUAAUUAAAUAAUUUUUAAUUAGUUAAUAUUUUAUGUUAAUGUAAUUUAUUUGUAAUCAUAAAAAUUGGGUUUAUAUUUCAUAGCACGAGACCACAAUAGUUUCAUCUAACUUUUGACACAAUAUACUUUAAUAGUCAUAACUAUUACCGUUGUGUUAAAUAUAGCAAAUUUUUGAAAAAUACACUCGUAUAGCCAUUUCGUCAUGAACUUUAUCGAGAAUCUCACGAUUGUUGGCUGGACUAAUGGAUGUUUAAAACGUGGCCGAGGUUCAUCUAUGUGGCAGGACAAGUGGAAAGUGUUUCUAAUUUCAUUACUUAAAAAAAGGUUAAAACCUUAAAAAUAACUUUACCAAUUACUCGACUCUAUUGACCAUUUCGAUAUAAUUUUACCCUUUCUCUUCUCUCCUUCUUCUCCCAGUGAAACAACUCCCCCAUCACUCCAGAUCGACGAAGUCAAUCGAUCGAAGAUCACACCUCGAUCCACCCAUCCGUCGAGCCAGUGAACGAUGUCUCCCCAUACCGCUCCUCCAUCUCAGGUGAAGUUUGGGCAGAGGAAACCAUGCAUCAUCCGGCUGAUGAAUAGAUGACGGCGACGAACCCUAAUCCUUUGUCGCACCCGGUCUUCGUCGCACCCGUCACUUGAAUCGUCCCACCCAGAAUCGUGACGCGAGCCUGGCUAACCCUAAUUUCAUAUUCGCGUUUGAGGCUUUUUUCUAAUUGGAUUGUGGUGGCUGGUGAGUGCGCAUGUCGUGAGGUUGUAGUGUUUGAUUGCUAUUGUUGGAAUGAGGUUGAUUAAAGUGCAUUUAUUGGUAUCUAUUUAUAGGUGUUGACGAUCUGUAAAGCUUGGAAAGCAACACAACAAGUUCGUGAAAGGACCACACAUCUUCUCUUUGUGGCGAGAUUGCCCCUGAAUCAUACGAUACGAAGUUCAAGACAUUGGAUACAAUAUUUAAUUUGAUGUGAUGAAUUAUGUGCUUUGAAAUGGUUGAUUUGAAUCGCAAUUCAUUAGUGGCGAGUUUGUUGUGUGCGAUUUGUUUAUUCUUAAGCAUUAGGUUGGUUGCAAUUAGGGCUAAUUAAAUAUUAAUUGUGUAAUUAUAUAGUAUAUAAUGACAAAAAGGUUGUUAUCUUAUUAGAUGGCAGACUCAUGGGAUGAAUUGGUAGACGAGAAUGACCCAAAUCAGAUUGGGCAUGAUGAGGUUUCGCUAGCCACAGACAAUAUUGGGGUUGCAUCGGUUGCGCCUGAUAUCUAUCAUGUUUAUGACUCUGAUGACGCCAUGACAUCAGAUGAUGAAAAUCAUGAGGCUAGAGUUAAUCUACAUGCAUAUGGUGAAGGGAGGAAAAGGAAACUGGCGACAAGGGUGGUUGCUGGUGGUGAAGAGGUAGACCGGAUUGAGGAAUUCGAAGAAGAUGACUCUGACAACGGGGAGGACGAAGGGGUGCUUCUCACGGCAGUUGGUAAAGAUGGAAACAACCAGAUGUUUCCAAUUGCCUAGACAUUGUAGAAGGGGUAAAUACCAACUUUUGGACAUGGUUUGUUACAAUUUUAACUAAAGAACUGGGAUUAAUGGAUGGAAGGGAGUGGACGGUUAUAUCGCACCAGCAGAAGAUAUAAUAGGCUUUGUGUAUUUCUUUAACAUCUUAUUCAUGGUUUGUAAACUAAUGCAUUUUCACUUGUGUAAGGCCUCGUUGAAGCUAUACACGAAAUUCUAUCGGAAGCUGACCAUCGAAAAUGUGCUAGGCAUGUGUAUGCCAACUAGAAAGCCAAGAACAAGACUGACCGAAUUCGAAAAUUAUUCUGGAAGGCGGUGUAUGCGUGCAAUAAGGUUGAGUGGAAGAAGGUCAGUCAAGAGAUGGAGUCUAUUCAAGGUAAUGGAGAUGGACCUACCCCAUUUAAGGACUUUAUGGAUGCUGAACCGAGACGAUUUUGGAGAGCUUUCUUGUCUACUGGUCCUAAGUGUGAUAGUGUCGAGAGUAACAUAUGUGAGACAUGGAAUGGCAGCAUUGUGAAGUAUAGACGAUUUUGUAUUAUAGACAUACUGGAAGGGAUUAUGGGGUAUGGAGAGAGUGGUGAUAAAGUAUAAUGUGUUGUAUCUUGUAUGAGAGUAAGGAAAAGUUUGGAGAAGGAGAAAGAGUUUGCUAGGCUAUGUGUAGCUAGGCAUGAACAGAAUAUGAGAUGUGAAGUCAAGAUGGGAGCUUAAGGUUACAUAGUAGUCCUCAAUCUUAACGAGUGCAGCUGUGGUUAUUGGCAGUUGAGUGGGUUGCCAUGCUGCCAUGCAGUUUCUACAAUCAUCCAUUUGAGGAAGGAUAUGGAUGAUUACAUGCAUCCUUCUUACCUAGUGGUGAAUGUGGAGGUUUGCUACAAGGUUGGACUGCCUUUGUCUUGAUGGGAGAAAAGCAUGGCCUGAUGUUGUUGGGUUUGAUGUAUACCCUCCUAGAGACAUACCAAUGUCAGACCAUCCUAAAAAGAAUAGAAGAAAAGCAGUUGUGGAGUUGGAAACAAGAUCAUAGAAAAAAGGGUUGGUGAAGAAGUGACUAGGAGGGGCAACCUGAUCCAUUGCUCCAAAUGUGGAGCUGAAGGGCACAAUGCAAGGGCAUGCCCAGCACCUGCUGUUGCUAUUGAUGCUUGAAACAUGGUAUAACAACUUACUUUUAGUUACAUUCUCCCUCAAAAUAUUAGCUUAUUCCUAUCCAACUAAUACAUGGUUCUUUUGUAUGAUUGAAGGGAAUGAACACACACAGGACAAGAAGACGAGUUGCUGCCACUACUGCUCCACAGAGUGACAAUCCACCAAGGCAGAGGAGAGGCAACCACUACUCCUAGUGUGGCUCUGCCACACACAAUGCAAGGACAUGCCCGUUGUCCAGGGGCGUGGGGAUACAAGUAAGUGUUUAGGAUAGGAUGUAGAUGAAAUCAUAGGUUGAAUGAUGUAGAUGAAUGUUAAAUUUACUGAAUUGUUUUACAUUUAGGAUGUGAGGUUGAAUGUUGGCGAUCGUGUAACGAUUGAAAGGGAGCUUCGCCAUUCAACAAGAGGAGUUGGUGUUUAAGUUUAUGAGAACACUGGUAAUCAAUAUGUUAGGGUGAGUACAUGCGAUCAGUAAAACCAAGUUUUCUUUGUCGAUAACAAGUGUCCUCAUGAAUUAAUAAUUUUGCUUCUUGCAUGCAGCUGAAUGGGGCAAAUGGGAAGUAUGUUGGAAUUGGUCCUCCAGCUCGCUUGACUCAACUUACUGAGGUGGAUCUGCAAGGGAGCCAUCCGCCACCAACACAACCUUAGAAGACAGUUUAUGCAAUCAUGAGUCGUGUUUUUGUACUAGCACUAACAAUGACCUUGGUAGUGGCUAUUUUGGUAGACUCAUGUAACUCGGUUAAGACGAUUUAUGUUUAGUUUUAGGUUGCUAUUUUAGGUGUAGCUGAAGGAAACUCUCUAUGUUAGGUUGAUGUUCAACCUUGAAACAUGCUGUUGGGCACUAUUGUAGAUGCCCUAUCUUUUGCAAGGAUGAAGUUCCAAUCUAUUGUUCCAGGUUAUCUUUUGGAAAGACAACACAUUGUUUACUCAGGGUUACACAUUACAUACCAUCUUUAAUAUUCAACUUGCAAAUAAAACACAAUAUCCUAUCAUUGUGAAGCUAUAGAUUACACAUUACAUUCCAAUUUCAAGAUUAAACCCGCCAACAAAACACAAUAUGCUACCAUUGUUUGCUACCGAUUACACAUUACAUACCAUUGUUACAAACUCGCUGCUUCCACAAAACUACAACCGGUAAGGCAUUCAGAACCAAGAAAAACUGAGCAUAUAUCUCAUCAUUCCCAUUUCAUGAUGCAAAUUCCGAGCUUCAGCUAUUCUGUCUUUCUGAACUUUCAUCCAAUUGCGUAGCUCCUUCAGAAGUUUGUUUUCCUUCUUCCUCCUCACUGCCUUUGAUUCGGCCAAGCUUAAGCUCUCUUCCAACUUCAUCAUCAUACAGUCAACCUCACUGUUUCUUGCCUCUGUUACAUCAUAAUUGGAUUCCACCCACCGAAAAAAAUUGCACCCACCUUUCGGAUCCUGCAACAUUGUAAUUCCUUAGCCACAAUACAUCAUAGAAAACUUCAUCCAAACUAUGAUUUGCUUACCAUCCAAUGAGGGCAACCACAAAAUUGUCUGCCUAGGUUCAACUCCGUCCUAGAAAGGGUUACUGACGAAAGGGUUACUAACGACGUUUAUCUUUUCGUUCAAGUUUGUAACGGAAAUGACUAAAUUUUCCAAGCAAGUUUUCAAAAGUGGCUAUACGAGUGUAUUUUUCAAAAUUUGACUAUAUUUAUCACAAAACGAAUAGUUAUGGAUAUGAAAGUAUAUUUUGCCCAAUAUUAAUGGCCAAUGAAUUUUUAUUCUUGUACUUAUUUAUUAAUAUCUUAUAUAGAUUUAUCUCAAAUAAUUUUUGAGCUUCUCUUUUGGUUCAUACAUAUUCCUUGCGGUAAUCCAUAAUUGUAUGUAUGAUUAUAUAUGUUUGUCACCUAAUAUCAAUAUCGUCACAAAAUUGAUUCAAUCUCGAUAAAGAAUUACUAUCUCAUUAUGUAUUUGAUUCAAAAUAUGUAUGACCUACCUACUGAAAAAUAUGUAUGACCUGACACAUCUAUAAAUUUUUAAAAAAUUAGUUUCAACGUUAAACUUUUACCACAUGAAUCAUAUUAAAGUUUUGGACUUUUCUACGGUGACUUGCAAGUCACCCUAACUUACAUUUUUCGACCGACCUCAGUUAGUAUUAGGUCUACCUAAUAUGUUGUUUCAGUGUAAAAACAUUUUCAUGGUGCCUACUUUGGAGAUUCAUAUCUUACAAUUGGCUCGAUGGAAAUUGGAGAUUAAUGGCUUGUUUUGAAGCUGAAGUGUCCCUCUACACAUUGAAGUACUUGGGAGCUCGAUAGAAAGUCUAGAAGAACAUUUUUGAACUUUAUCAAAGGUUAUGCCAAAACUGGGAAACUGCAUGAAAAUGGUUGUUUGGGAACGUGUUUGUGAAGCCUACUUUAGAGCUCAAUUCGAGAAGCAUGGAUGAUAGUCAAGUCCAGGAGCCUCUACCACGUGAUAGUAGGUAUGUCUUUCCUAGCCUUCGUAGCAACGUUGAGCCUUUUGUUUGAAGCCUUCCAGAUAUCAAAUCUUUCAUCCAAUGCCUUCCCUUUGUAGACAAACAUACCUACUUUCAUGUGGUAGAGACCCCUGGACUCGACUCCCAUCCAUGCUUCUCGAAUUGAGCUCCAAAGUAGGCUUCACAAACACGUUCCCAGGCUUAGUGAUUUUCAGGUAGUUUCCUAGUUUUUGCAUAGCCGUUGGCUCAGGUUCAAAAAUGGUCUUCUGGACUUCCUAUCGAGCUCCCAAGCACUUCAAUAUGUAGAGGGACACUCCAGUUUCAAAACAAGCCAUUAAUUUCCAAUUUUCAUCGAACCGAUUGUAAGAUAUGAACCUUCAAUGUAGGCACCAUGCAACUGUUUUUACACUGAAACAACAGAUUAGGUCGACCUAAUCCUAAUUGAGGUCGACCGAAAAGUGCAAGUUACGGUCACUUGCAAGGCACCAUAGGUGCACCCUAAAGUUUUAUAGACUAUCAUUUCAUUCUUAUGUUUUAUAAUAUUAUAUCAUAAACUUUAGAUUACAAUUAUUAAAGAAAAUAUUAUAUCUAAGCUUAAUUGAGUUAGGUCUCUGGCUUGGACGUAGAAAUGACAAUGGGGUAGUUCCGAGGUAUCUUGAUACCUAUAUCCAUCUCGUGGCAAGUCGGGUAAUUCAUCAUAGGGCAUUAGUCGGGCCAGAUUUAUCCAUAUGAGUAUGUAAUGUAAAAGGAAAAAAUAGAAAUAAUCACUUUUUCAUUAAAACUAAGAAAUUAACUAAAAUAUGAUAAAUGUAGUUAAAUUAUUCGAAAUUUUUUAGGUUCUCACCUAUUUACAACUUCAUUAUAACAAAAAUAUGAGGUAAUAAAAUUAAAAUUACAUAUAAUUUAGGCAAAGACGGGUCAAGUAUGGGACGAGUCAGGAUAGGUCAGGUCAAGGAGAGUACACAUGACCCCAUGCCCCACUUAGGGGCCGGUUAAAACAUGUGAGGUCAAAAUUGUCAAACUUAAAGGGAGUAUACUAUGAAAAAUAUAAAUAAUUGAGCUUGGCUUUCAAAUCCAUAGGAACACUUUAACCUAUUCUGGAAUAACAUGCACUUAAGACUCAUUUAAUCAAUCAAUAUAAUAUAUUAUAUAUUUUUUUGGCUAAAUUACAUAUUUGGUCACUCAAAUUAAACAAAUCUUUCACGUUUUCCACCCGAAUGACUUUUAUUUCUUAUCAACCACUAAUUUUAUGAAUCGUUUCACCGUUAGUCACCAGCCAUUACAGUCCGUUAAAUUUGCCCUACGUGGUAGUCAACUAUAAAAUUUGACAGUUAAUUAGAUGACGUGAAAAUUAAAAUAAACUAAAACAUAAAUUUAUUAUUCCACCUCAUCAUUCCACCUAAUUUGUCUAUAUGAAUUAUCAUAUUAAUUAUUUAAUAAAAUUACAAAAUAAUUGUCAGCCCGUACAAUAAUCUCCUCUGUUGAGAGACCCGGGUGGUCAUCGUCCACCAAUCGACGACCUUCUCCAUUCUCGUCUCCGAGCUCUAGCCUCCCUAUUUUCGAUGUCAAGUACUUGCUCCCUAACCAGGAGAAUCCCGACGGAUUGUGUUGGAAAAAAUGAAAAUUAAGAAAAAUUAUUUCCACUAACGUCGAUCACUAUAGCGCAAGAAACAUUUUACUAUUCAUACAGACUCAAAAUUAUUAUUAACCUUCUUUCGAUUGGUUGGCUGUCUGUCGUGGGCCCUGAUGUUAACCAAAGGAAUUGCUGGUUGCUUCGCCGCCAAUUUACAGCUCCUUUGCACCUUCCUUUUCUUGUGUUGGGGCUUCGAGUUUCGCGUCGGCCUCAAAUCCACUGUAUGGUAUUAUUGGUGAUGAUGGCGAAGGUUUGGAAAGAGUGAAGGUCUUUGUGUCCCAAGGGUUUCUCGAGUAUUGCGAUCCUUCACAUAGAAGUUGAGCGGCCCUUGGACGAGUUGGGUCUUUUGCGUGAUGAUGGCCGCUGCCGUCUGUACCUGGCCUGCAAGGAAGUUGAGUGACCAUUUUCCCACCACCAGGCGCGGUGUCCGAUGGAGGUGAUUCAACCCUUCGGUCAAUAGGAGAGAUGGUUAAAGGCAAAUAAGAAACCAGACACCAUUCCUUCUCUCCCAUUCCUUACUCAUAAUUCGAUUUCUCUCUCAACAACAAUACAUUCUCACCUCACCUCAUCUCUUCCUCUCUCUCUCUCUCUCUCUCUCUCUCUCUCUCUCUCUCUCUCUCUCUCUCUCUCUCUCUCUCUCUCUCUCUCUCUCUCUCGGAGGCAAGGUAGUUGCGAGCCGACAGGGAAUCACCGAUAACCCGCGAUUUUGAGCGUCCUUCAUCGACGAAGAGAAGAUUCGGAGAUGGUCUCUCUCUCAUCUCGAAGGCGAGGUAAUUGUCAGCGACCAGGGAAUCGUCGAUCACCCGCCGGUUGUGAGGAUCCAUCUCCGACAAAGAGGAGAUUCGAAGAUGGUGCGGGGCCGAUUCUCAAGCCACAGCAUGCUGAUUCUCUUGGCCUUUGAUUUUUUCUGGCGAAAUCGAGGUGAUUGACGGGAUGGGGAUCGCCGAGAACCUGCCGGUGAUCAUCGUUCUUCUCUCUCCCUCUCUUCUCGGAACUUUGACGGUUUGAUUAGACACCGAAGAGCACCAACUUUCCGGGUUAGUUUGUUUUCUAUUUUUUUUCCCGAAUGGUUUUGUAUCUCUCAUUCUGCCUCAGAAGAAUCUGUUUCAUCUGUUUUCUGACAAUAUUCUGGCUUUGGGUUCGUUGAUAGGAUUUUCUGAGAGCUGAGUUGAGAGUCGAAUCUCAGCGAAAGGCUGCGGGACCAUUAGAUUGUUGAGUUCUAAUGGUGUUCACACUGAUUCGUAGGUUCUGUUUUAGUUUUUGACGGUUAAUCUCUCUGUUCAUGGAUGGAUCCUUCUCUGUUUUACAGUGUUUUUCUCCUGUCCAGGGAAAAUAUCGGUGAUGCAUUACGUGUUUGAGAUUCGAACAUCGGCGGCAGUCGUCUGAACUCCAGUCAGAGGGCAACAUACUCCAAGGAUUGCUUUGAUGCGAAGAGCAAUUGAAUUAUAACUUGGUGAUUCAUGUGGGGAGGUAUUUAAUAACUCAUAAAUCGAUCACCAUACCAAUGUUUAUGAGCCCUGGAUGCCAUGGAGUAGGAACUUUCGAAGCCUUUUCCUAGAAUUAAGGUUCUUUCUUAAUUCCUUUGUUUUCUUAUUGAAAUCCUGUUAAUAUGAUUUUCCUGUACUUUUUUAUUCCGAAUGUAGAUUUUACAAACUGUAGAGAUUAAUUGGAUGACUCCGCAUAUGAUAGAACUUAGAGGGGAAGCUCAAGUGAUCAUGGGUUCGGAUCCAGGGCAGGAGUUACUUAACAUGUAUUCCUCAUCUUCUUUUUUUGAGUCUCAAUUAUAUCUUUCUCAUUUUAUUCAUGUUUUGGAGUGUGCUAAAUCAAAGGCACUUUAUCAAAAUUUGGUGAGCUGUUAUCAAGUUUUUGGGUGUUAGAAAUUCAGAGCUUUGCGGGCUAUUUUGUUGUCCUCUUGCAUGAUGGAUGAUUUAUGAGCAUUUCACCUAGGAUUUUUUUGGGUAAUUAGUUGUUUCAAAUACUUACGAGUUCAAGAUUCACCUUUUGAUAAGUCACGCUCUUUGGGUUAUGCAAUUCUAAUGUUCUAUUUCCUUUUCCACCGAUGUGUUUUUGGAUCAUGUGAAUUACUUGCUGUGGGCAGACAAGUGUUGGGAAGGAACCCUUUUGUUAUGGGUGUGAUUUCUUGCAAUUUGUUUGCAUUUGUUUCACUUUCCUCCUUUCAUUGGUAAAUAUUAACUCAUAAGCUUCCAACAUGUAAUCUAUCGAUUUCGAACUAUUCCAUAGUUAUUUGUUAUUGUUAUGUAUAGGAUGGAUUUUCCAUCAGUUCAUAACAGUAGUCAAAAUUAGUGUUGGUAUUUAGUCUCUGGUAUAAAUAGCAUAUUUUGGGUAUCCUUUCAUGAUUCAAGAGAGAUGAGUAUUAGUUAAUACUCAUCUUGCUGGUUUUGAUCAUAGUUUCAUGUUCUUUUUUGGUGGACUUCCAGUAAUUGUGGGUGGUCAACUAACAUCAUGAUUUCUUUUUCUUGAACGUCUUCAGAUAAAUCUCAUGUGGUGCUUCCUGACAUAAAGCAAGUUCAUAUAGUCAUACAGACUCGAAAUUACUAUUCAACUGUGAUGGAGUUAAGGAAGAAACAAAGCAAGUUCUGGAAGGUGCCAUUAAUUCAAGUUAAUACAUCCUAUAGUUUUGC